UUAACCAUCCAUAGGAGGAACGAUACGAUUUUUACUACACCAGCAUCGGUAUCAACUUCUUAUUACAUUAUGUUAGAAGAAUAUAUAUUUUAAUGUUAUAAUUUUAUUUUAACUCGGUAAGCUAUAAUUUAAUUUCUAAUUUUCUGACAAAACUAUUUAUUCAAAGUGAAAUUGCCGAGUGAAAGUUUUCAUUCAUGAUCUCCGUUUAAAAGGGAAACUAUACUGCCAAAGCUAAUUAGAAAUUAAAGAAUUAUGAUAUAAUUACAUCUUGUUUUCCCUUUUCUAAUUUGGAGUGAAACAUUUUGAAAAAUGGAAGACAUAUUGACUGAAGCUGAAGAAACGGCUGUAAAAGAGUUCAUUGCCAUUAUUAAAGAGUUACAUUUACAUAGCAAUGGGGAUAAAAAGACUUGGAAUAAAUCCACUGCUAUCAAGUUUAUGAUGGCCAGGAAAUUUGACAUUUGUCGUGCUGUGGCUUUAUUUGAAUCACAUGAGGUGAUGCGAAGACGUGAAGGGUUAAUUAGAUUUGAUCCUACCAGUGAUACGUUAAGAAGUGAGCUGGAAACUGGAAAAUUUACAAUACUGGUCUGUAUCACUCAUUUAAAGAUCAAAUUUUUUUUUUAACAUUGAAUGUUAUUGUAUUGAAACAAAGGCUUGAUGUAAGAUUUUGUCUUAGUGAUUAAUUUGUGGUAUGAAAUAUUCUUUUAACAUAAUAUAGUAUUAAUUUUUGAAACUUUAUUUCGUAAUACAGUCAGACUUCGAUAUAAGGUCAUCCGCAUAUAAGGUCACCUUUCCAAAGUCCCGGCUCACUGAAUAGGAAUUCUUUGUUACAGAUUAUCGGAUAUAUGAUCAAGUUUUAAAAAUCGUUAUCGCUUAUAAGGUCAUUUUUAUCUGAGGCGAGGGGAGCUCUUUCCUGACAAAAGCCUAUUUAACUUCUUUACAAGGCAAUUACCCCUCUCGAGUUCUAUGAAAAUGUUGCAACCAACAAACAAGCUCAAUUUCAGAAAUUGUUUCACAGUGAGGACAAUGACCCCCAGACUGUAGCUGUAACCCAAGCGGAAGCCUUCAAUGCAAUAAAUGUCAUACGAAUUUUUUUUACAAACCAUGAGGGAGCUGAGGAACAUUUUGAGAAGUUA
Messenger RNA from Parasteatoda tepidariorum (common house spider), 1133 nucleotides. Its product is annotated as tyrosine-protein phosphatase non-receptor type 9. NCBI's taxonomy places the organism in Eukaryota, Metazoa, Arthropoda, Arachnida, Araneae, Theridiidae. Gene Ontology annotation, molecular function: protein tyrosine phosphatase activity. The record is from RefSeq and is a predicted model, not a curated record. Gene Ontology annotation, biological process: protein dephosphorylation.